AUUUUUAUCGAGAAAAAAAAUGAGUACUCAAGGUAGUUCAACGAAAAAUAGCGUCUCAGCAAAUACGAGUCGAACACGGCGAACAAAAAGAAGCCGUGCUGAUAAAACUACCGUUCGAAUUGGAUUCGUUGGAGCUGGAAAAUUGGCAUCGGCCAUCAUUACUGGUCUUGUGGUUCAUCCAAGAGAUAAUCCAAAUGAAAAACCAAUUGAUCCGAAACGUAUUUAUGUUUCAGCUCCGACAACAAUAAAUACAGAUCAAUUGAAGAUCACAUUUCCGGGUAUUCGUAUAACGAAACGAAAUAUUGAUAUUUUUGGUCGUUUUGAUUGUGACAUUGUUUUUAUUUGUGUUCCUCCAACUGUGAUUCGGAAUUUAUAUAAAAUUGGCGGAACAAGACCGGCAGCAUUAACCACCAAUUAUAUACCGAAUAUGCGACAUCCAGUUUAUGUCAUGAGUUUGGUGUUUGGAUUCUCAAAUGAUCAAAUCAAAGAAUGUUUAUUGAAUCCUGAGAAUCCGGAACGUUAUACAGUAAAAUUCUAUCGAACUGUCAUCAGUCAUUCGAUUGCUUAUGGUGUGGGCAAUUGUUGGGUGGAUGCUGAACCAGAUAGUAAAAAUUUUCCCGAAUUAGUUCGUGAUAUUUUAUGCCGUAUUUGUCGUGUAGAAUAUCUACCGGAAAAUCAGAUGGAUAGUGUUUGCACAAUCAGUGGUGCCGGAUUAGCAUUUUGCUACUAUUUCAUAAAUGCAUUGGCUGAUGGUGCCGUGAAACUUGGAUUUCCACGUGCACUAGCCAUUAAAUUGGCAUCAAAAAUUGCAUCAUCAACAUCACAAACAGUAUUAAAUACUGGUGAAGGUGCAUCAAAAUUAAAAGAAGAUGCAUCAAGUCCAUCGGGUGGAGCCAUUUUCGGACAAUUGGUGCUAGAUAAAAGUGAAGUAUCAUCCGGAAUAUGUGCAGGCAUUGAAGCAGCAUAUAAACGAUCAUAUACAUUGGCUACUACAGGCAAUAGUGAUUGAAUAGAAUU
Molecule: messenger RNA, 1017 nt
Organism: Dermatophagoides farinae (American house dust mite)
Lineage: Eukaryota; Metazoa; Arthropoda; Arachnida; Sarcoptiformes; Pyroglyphidae
Product: pyrroline-5-carboxylate reductase
Biological process (GO): L-proline biosynthetic process
Molecular function (GO): pyrroline-5-carboxylate reductase activity
Source: RefSeq, a predicted model, not a curated record